AAUGUUAAAGUUGCUGCAGAUGGCUCAUAAAGAAGUGGCCUCUGAGUCGGCAGGCGGUGACAAAAACUAUGUACUGGAGGCUGAGAAAACAAAUGACGAAGACAGAAUCAAUGUACUUUUUGAUCGCAUCAUGUUAAUGGACCUGAGAGAAAAUGUGGCUAAAUUAGAUGUGCGUGCCUUUGCCGAGUUAAGGAGUUACAAAGACCCCCCUAAGAUAAUCCAUGAUAUACUGAUUGGUGUAUUAGCAGUCUUUUAUGCAGAUAAAGUUGAAGCUGGAGAGUUUGACUUAUGGAACUCAUGCAAACCGGUAAGAUUUAUAUUGAUAAUAGCGAUGUCAGAUCUGAAU
Molecule: messenger RNA, 346 nt
Organism: Saccoglossus kowalevskii
Lineage: Eukaryota; Metazoa; Hemichordata; Enteropneusta; Harrimaniidae
Product: EF-hand calcium-binding domain-containing protein 5-like
Molecular function (GO): calcium ion binding
Source: RefSeq, a predicted model, not a curated record